CACACACUCUUCUUCUUCUUCUUCUUCUUCUUCCCCACCACCACCACUCCAUCGUCGGCUCCGCCGAUCCCCGGCGCCGCCACCGCCUCUCUCGGCCCCUCUCCGCCGCGGACACCUCGGCGGCGCGCGGAGGCGCUCCGCCUCUCGCCUCGAUCAUCCGCCGCCGCCCCAAACCCACUGGGCGUGCCCGAGAUCCGGAUCGAUGGUCUCCGAGGUGGAUCGCUCGCUUUGAUCGAGAUGAUUGAGACUCAAGAAUUUUAAUAACAGCAGUUAAUUUUUGGAGCCACGGGGAUCAAACAUCAUGGCUUCCAUAGCUUCAAAGCAGUACUAUGCGACGAGCAGCCUUGUUAUAGGCUAUGCUCUCUGCUCGAGCCUACUUGCCAUCAUCAACAAAUAUGCCAUCACAAAGUUCAGCUACCCUGCCCUCUUAACCGCACUACAAUACUUCACUUCUGCUUUUGGCGUUUGGGUUCUCGGGAAGCUGGGCUUCCUCUACCAUGACGUUUUCACCUUCGAAACCGCCAAAAGGUUCCUACCUGCUGCCUUCAUCUUCUACCUUGCCAUCUUCACCAACACUAACCUCCUCCGCCACGCAAACGUCGACACGUUCAUCGUCUUCCGGUCCCUCACUCCCCUUUUAGUUGCUAUCGCCGACACAGCUUUCAGGAAGCAACCGUGCCCUUCGAAGCUCACCUUCUUAUCUUUGAUCAUUAUAUUGGGGGGCGCUGUUGGGUAUGUUAUGACGGAUUCGGGUUUUACCCUAACAGCUUAUUCUUGGGCUUUCGCUUAUCUGGUAACUAUAACGACUGAGAUGGUGUACAUUAAGCACAUGGUAACGAACCUCGGGCUCAAUACAUGGGGAUUCGUGCUGUACAACAAUCUCCUGUCGCUGAUGAUGGCCCCUAUCUUUUGGUUCUUGACCGGGGAGAGCACUGAAGUGCUUGAAGCCAUCCGACUGAGGUCCCAGAAUUGGCUCGACUUCGACGCCUUUGUUGCUGUGAGCUUGUCAUGCGUCUUCGGAUUUGCGAUCAGCUUCUUCGGUUUUGCGUGCAGAAAAGCGAUUUCCGCCACGGCUUUCACGGUGACGGGUGUUGUGAACAAGUUCCUCACGGUGGCUAUCAAUGUAUUGAUCUGGGAUAAGCACGCAAGCCUGUUCGGUUUGGUUUGCUUGCUUUUCACUCUUUUUGGCGGGAUCCUUUAUCAGCAAUCCGUUACCGGAGGCGGAAACCCUCCGUCGCAGCGUGAAGCGGCGGGUUCUAGGAAAGCAAACGGUGGAGGAGACGAGUCGGAAGGCGAGGAAUUGGUCGCAACCGAUAAGGAUUCUAGUGUGUAACUAUAGUUUCUCUUUUGUGUUUAUGGAAUGUUCCCUUAAUUUUUCACUCUACUAUCUUAUUAUGUUGCUACUUUAUGAUAAUUGAUUCUUUACAAGGUUAUGUAGAUUCAGUAUAAUUCCUUUUCUUAUAUGAAACUCCAAACAGUUGACAUCUUGUCUCCAAA
This is a messenger RNA of Ananas comosus (pineapple), 1497 nucleotides long. Its product is annotated as GDP-mannose transporter GONST4. The record is from RefSeq and is a predicted model, not a curated record. The transcript is spliced from 2 exons. Gene Ontology annotation, molecular function: antiporter activity; GDP-fucose transmembrane transporter activity. Gene Ontology annotation, cellular component: Golgi apparatus. NCBI's taxonomy places the organism in Eukaryota, Viridiplantae, Streptophyta, Magnoliopsida, Poales, Bromeliaceae. The coding region runs from base 302 to 1333 and encodes 343 amino acids.